This is a messenger RNA of Phalaenopsis equestris, 2260 nucleotides long. RefSeq names its product root phototropism protein 2. The coding region runs from base 410 to 2113 and encodes 567 amino acids. The transcript has 5 exons. Lineage: Eukaryota; Viridiplantae; Streptophyta; Magnoliopsida; Asparagales; Orchidaceae. The record is from RefSeq and is a predicted model, not a curated record. Gene Ontology annotation, molecular function: protein binding.
CUCAGUUUAUGCAAUAUACAAUUUACCGCCGUUGCUCAUCCGGCGUUCUACCGCAUCCAUCGCCUCAUGUUUUUGUCGCAUUAACGACUGCAAUGUUGGAAACCGGAGCAGCUGUCCCCUUCUUCCCGAUGUCGACAACCUACUGUAGAGCUUCCAUUGGUGCAAUCUCCUCGGCACAGAUUCCACCGGACCCUACCACGUUCUCCACCGCCCAACGCCAGCUCUGCCGAGCGACGUGGCUCUCCUCCCGCCACGCCUUCUCCCCGCCCGGCGACGACUUAUCUCAUCCACACAAUACCCGCCGCUCAGCCAUUGAAUCCACUAGCACACUGUCCCAAGUCCAUUAGUUAGCUUCAAAGCAUAUCCUCUAUUUAUCCGUACGGUAUCUGAAGAAGUAUUUUGCAGUCCCAUGGCCUCUUCCUCCUCCGCCGCCCACCGCAUAUCCACCGCCAUGGAGCGAACCGGCCGGUGGGUUUUCUCUCAGGAAGUUCCAUCUGACAUCGUCAUCAAGGUCGAUGACGCCACUUUUCCUCUCCACAAGUUCAUACUGGUGGCAAAAAGUGGGUACAUAAGAAAGAAGAUUAUAGAGUCGGAUAAAUCGGAUCUGGCAACUCUGGAGCUCAAGGGGAUACCUGGCGGUGCGGAUGCUUUUGAGAAGGCAGCGAGAUUUUGCUAUGGUGUUAACUUUGAGAUUUCAGUUGAAAACGUGGCGGCGCUGCGCUGCGCCACGGAGUGGCUUGAGAUGACGGAGAAGUCUUGUGAGGGGAACCUCGCCGCGCGCGCCGACGAGUUUAUUGCUAAGGCCGCGCUCAUCACCCUUCCCGGUGCUGUUGCCUUGCUGAAAUCAUGCGAGAAACUCCUCCCUUUUGCUGACAAGCUCCGGAUUGUGCAGCGUUGCGUUGAUGCCAUUGGUUCCAAGGCAACUCAAGAGGCAAACUCCCCCAGCCGCUCCCCUCCAGACUGGUGGGCAGCUGAACUCGCCAUCCUCAGUCCACCCGUCUUCCAAAAACCCCUUGCCGCCAUGAAAGCUCGAGGCGCCGCCCCCAAAACCCUCUCAACAGCCGUCGCAGUUUACGCCGGAAAAUCCCUCCCUGACCUCCUCCCCCUCUUCACAUCCUGCGGCCGUAGUCCAUCCGUCGCUGCUCCCAGCGCUAGUACUGACCGCUCAGCUCAGCGCAACUUCAUUGAAUCCUUCAUCGCAAUUCUCCCAACCGAUCAGGACGCCCCCCUUCCCGUCGGCUUUCUCUGUUGCUUCCUCCGAGCAGCCAUCUUCCUCAAUGCUUCAGCGGCCUCCCGGCGCGACCUCGAGCGCCGGAUCGCUCCAUCCCUCGACCAGGUGGCUGUCGGUGACCUAAUGGCCAUUGCCUUCGAUUUAUCCGGCCAGAGGCUUGCUGAUCUUGACAGUAUUCGCCGGAUUGUGACUGGUUUUGCGGAACGCGAAGUCGCUGGUGCCGCCGCACAGCGGGCGGCGCGAGUUGUUGAUGCUUUUGUCGCCGAGAUCGCGACAGAGGAGGAUCUACCGGUUUCCAAAUUCGUUGGCAUUGCUGGUGCGCUUCCCAAAUCGUUACGCCGCUUUGACGACGAUCUCUAUCGCGCUGUCGACAUUUACCUGAAGGCCCACUCAGGUCUAGACGAGAUAGAGAGGGAGAAAGCCUGCAGCGUGAUGGACCCAUUAAGGCUAUCCUACGAGGCUCGCCUCCACGCCUCCCAAAACAAGCGCCUACCUGUCCAAGUAGUCCUCCACGCCCUCUACUACGACCAGCUCAAACUCCGUAGCACUGCCGCCGAUGAGCCGCCGGUUGUGGCCGUCGGUAGAGGAGACGAAUCAUUGGCCAAAGAAAACGAAGCGCUGCGAUCCGAGCUAGCACGGAUGAAGCUUUAUUUAACGGACAUACAGAGGAACCAAGGUAGCAACAGUGGGAAGUCAGCAGCGGUGACGGCCCUGCCGGCGCCCCCGGCCGCCGCUAAGAAGACGACGUUCUUCACGUCAAUGUCAAAGAAGUUGGGGAAGCUCAAUCCGUUCCGGCAGGGUUCGAAGGAUACUUCGGCUAUUGAGGGAAAUGGUGGGGUGGAUUUGGCUAAGCCGAGAAGGAGGAGGUUCUCUAUUUCUUGAUCAAUGAUUGUUGUUAUAACUUACGUUAUUUUAUGUAGUUUUGAUUUGAAGUUUGGACUGGAGUGUUAUGAUCGUUUGAUUGGUGCGUACCGAUGUAUAUGAAGCUGCCUUGCUUUCGAAAAUUUAUACUUUUGGCUGGAGCUUUGA